Molecule: messenger RNA, 1040 nt
Organism: Drosophila hydei
Lineage: Eukaryota; Metazoa; Arthropoda; Insecta; Diptera; Drosophilidae
Exons: 2
Coding region: 27-1040 (337 amino acids)
Source: RefSeq, a predicted model, not a curated record
GUCAGUUACAACAGAAGCUCUUUAAAAUGAAAGUGUUAAUAGUUAUUUCACUCUUUGUGCUUGCUAAGAGUGAGAGCCACAUUAGUAAAUUUCCGAAUUCCGAAUUGAGUAAUGACAAGCAACAGCUUCUUCAUAGUCGACCUUAUAGACGCAUUCACCAUGUGAAACGUCGUAAUGGUAGGAGAUUUGAUUCCAAUUUAUCCACAUUCGAGCUUGGCACUCCUUCGAUAUUGCCACCCAAGCAAAGAGAUCAGCUAAAAAAACCAGUAAAAACAUCAAAACCAAAAAAAAACCAUCCAAGAACGUUAACACUUAAAGCGGCCAAACGAAUAACAACACGAACGCCAAAAGAGACGACUCCUGCCACGAGUAGUUAUUUUAGACAUGGCAGGGAUCCCUUUCAAAAUGAUGUGAUGGGUCAAGAAAAUAUUUUAAAUGAUGAAGCCAGUAACAUUAUCCGUGCUGCUACACCAUGUGACCAGACAACGAAGAGUUUCAGCGAGCGUUUUGAAGAGUUCGAAAAAGGCGCAGAUGACGAGACGUCGACAACAUGGUCAACUCCAAUUUUGCCCCAUGUUUUCAGAUUAAGGCCACUAUUAAAGCACAAUAUACGCCCCGCUAUAGAUACAGCCACUUCAUUGUCUAGUGAGUUCGAUUGCUUUACUGUCGCAUUAAGAGAUCAGCAAAGAAGAAGUAUAAAUUAUCUGGAAACGGUUUCCUGUAUUGACUACGAGUCAGGCGAGAAGAAAGACGUACUAAAGGGUAUAAUACCAAAAAUGAGGAAGAUCAGUAAAUUAUCAACAACGGCCUUAAACCAUUGUCAAAUCGAAUUUUCACCGUGCAUAGUUAUUAGAACGGCAGCGAUGGCCGGUAUCAUUAUGUUGAACUGUUUCAUUGUGGCCGAAGUAGUUUGGAUAGAUAAUAAAAUAUUUCCGGAAUGCAUACGACCUUUAACUAUGGAUAUUUUUUGCAAUGCCUUAAAAUUUUCUCUAGAUUUCGGCAUAUGCACAGCCCUAUUCAUUGCACAGUUUUUAAGAUAA